Molecule: messenger RNA, 5862 nt
Organism: Pelobates cultripes (western spadefoot toad)
Lineage: Eukaryota; Metazoa; Chordata; Amphibia; Anura; Pelobatidae
Source: the annotation of a GenBank genome assembly
UGAGCUCGGGGAGAGUGAAGUUCACUCAGAUAGUUCAGAGUCUGCUGGGAGCCGGGCAGCUACCGGGGCAACAGCGGACUUACUGCCCUCCCUGGGGGUAACAGCGGACAUACUGCCCUCCCUGGGGGUAACAGCGGACAUACUGCCCUCCCUGGGGGUAACUGCGGACUUACUGCCCUCCCUGGGGGUAACAGCCGACUUACUGCCCUCCCUGGGGGCAACUGCGGACUUACUGCCCUCCCUGGGGGCAACUGCGGACUUACUGCCCUCCCUGGGGGUAACAGCCGACUUACUGCCCUCCCUGGGGGCAACUGCGGACUUACUGCCCUCCCUGGGGGUAACAGCGGACAUACUGCCCUCCCUGGGGGUAACAGCCGACUUACUGCCCUCCCUGGGGGGUAACAGCGGACAUACUGCCCUCCCUGGGGGUAACAGCCGACUUACUGCCCUCCCUGGGGGUAACAGCGGACAUACUGCCCUCCCUGGGGGUAACAGCCGACUUACUGCCCUCCCUGGGGGUAACAGCCGACUUACUGCCCUCCCUGGGGCUAACAGCGGACAUACUGCCCUCCCUGGGGCUAACAGCGGACCUACUGCCCUCCCUGGGGGUAACAGCGGACAUACUGCCCUCCCUGGGGGUAACAGCGGACAUACUGCCCUCCCUGGGGCUAACAGCGGACAUACUGCCCUCCCUGGGGCUAACAGCGGACAUACUGCCCUCCCUGGGGGUAACAGCGGACUUACUGCCCUCCCUGGGGGCAACUGCGGACCUACUGCCCUCCCUGGGGGCAACUGCGGACAUACUGCCCUCCCUGGGGGUAACAGCCGACUUACUGCCCUCCCUGGGGGUAACAGCCGACUUACUGCCCUCCCUGGGGGUAACAGCGGACAUACUGCCCUCCCUGGGGGUAACAGCGGACAUACUGCCCUCCCUGGGGGUAACAGCGGACAUACUGCCCUCCUAGGGCAGGAUCCCCAUCUUGGGGCAGCAGCGGACAUUUCUCUCCAGGGGUAACUGUGGACUGACACCCUCCCUGGGGUCAAAUCCCUGAUACCCUUGGAUAGAAUGAGGUAAAUGGCAUCCUGUGCCUGGGGGCAAUAACUGUCAGCUCAGAGAGCAGGGGCAGUAAUGGGGUACAGAGGGGGCAAUUCAUAGAUCAGAAAAUUAUCUUAUUAUAACCGUAGGGUAAUAGCUAUUGAUUAGGAUUAAGGGUUAAUAUAUUGGGUAUUGAUUAGGAUUAUGGUGCCCGGGUUCAAAUUAUGAUGUUAUUAAUUAGGAUCAGGGUCUCCAGGUUCAUAUAAUAGCUAUUGAUUAGGAUCAGGGGAUCCGGGUUCAUAUAAUAACUAUUGAUUAGGGUCAGGUUGUUUGGGUUCAUAUAAUAACUAUUGAUUAGGGUCAGGGUGUCUGGGUUUAUGUUGUAAUGUUAUUGAUUAGGAUCAGGGUAUCCAGGUCCAUACACUAGCAUUACUGAUUAGAGUUACGGGAAGUUUUAUUAAAUCCUACUAAAAAUUUGAAUUUAAAAAGCUAAAGUACUGAAUUGCCCCCUUUAUAAUGGAAGAUCAUUACUAGUUUGCCACAUUUAUAUGUAGGACUCUGAUCUGAACAGUUUUUGCUCCUCGGAUACUUUCCAGCCAUAACAAUGAGGCUAACGUUGCACAAGAAGAAGAUCGCCGCCCUGGUGUUUGUCCUUGGUAUGGCACUUUGUGUCUGGCUGCUUUUCUUUCACACAGGCGAUGAUUCAGACGCAGUGUUAAAGCUUCCCUACCCAACCUCAUGGCAAAACACGUAUGGACUGCCUGAUGGUUCCCCUGAGGUGAUGAGACUGGCUUCGUACCGGAUCAACCUGCGCCAACUAGUGUUAAAUAAAGAACAUUUUCGUGGCCCAUCACACCUUGUAGUUGUGGUGCAGGUGCGAGGAGGUCCAGGCAGUGGCUCACGCCUUCGGCUUUUAGCAGAGUCCUUGCGGGCAGCUGGACCUGGGGCCACCAGCCGCCUUCUACUAGUGUUGAGCAUUGAGAAGCCUUGUGUAGAGGUAUAUGAAGCCAUGACUUCCAUAGACUUCUGUCGGGUAAUUCCCAUAUUCUACCCAUACAGCCUGAGCUUUUAUCCUAAUGAAUUUCCUGGAGCGGACCCCGCAGACUGUUUCCGAGAUCUCCCCAAGGAAUCCGCCAAAUUGAAAGGUUGCAAUAAUGCAGAGUUUCCUGACAGCUACGGACAUUACAGGGAAGCCGCAUUUACUGUGGACAAGCACCACUGGUUGUGGAAACUUCACUAUACAUGGGAGAAAUUGCAAGAAGUGAGCGGGUACAGUGGAUACGCACUUUUCUUAGAUGAAGGUACCUACCUGCUUCCAGACUGGCUGCAUGUGUUGCGUCUAAUGCAGAAGCAGUGCCAGGAGGAAGGAUGCCAUUUACUAAGUCUUGGGGGCACCACCAACUCUGAAUUAUCACCAAACCCGCCAGACGUGGAAGUGAGUAGCUGGUUGGCACCGAAACAUCGAUCAGCGAUUGCAAUGUCACGGGAGCUGUACUAUAAACUGAUGGGCUGCCUGGCAGAGUUCUGCACCUAUGAUGAUUACAAUUGGGAUUGGAGUUUACAGCAUGUGUCUGCGUCUUGUCUUGCCCACCCUCUAAGGGUUUUAUCUACUUUGUUGCCUAGAGUACUCACCCUUCCUGCUAAGGAGGAAGAUGGUGUAUGUGGGCACACUGGACCCUGCGAGAGCUCUGAGGGUGCCUCUGAACUUCUGAGAGUGCGAGUAAGGGAGCUGAGUGGUCGGCUCUUCCCAAAGACGCUGGCUGUAACCUCUCGGCAGCAAGACGUGCGCAAUCCACCCCAAAGAAAGAACGGUGGCUGGGGUGAUAUCCGAGAUCACGCGCUAUGCCAGUCACAUGCCAGGCUGUAACGUGCCAACCUUUCCUCGUGUGACGGUCAUCAUUUUCGGUGCCUCUUUGCACUCAGGAAAGUGCUAAAUAAAUAAAGACCAAAGUUCAAAAGGUUUCUCAGGAAUUGUAAGAAACGUUUAUCACUAGUUCUGGAAAAUAUGUAACUUUUACCUGAUAUGCUGCUUUUUAUUUUAUUUUUCACAUUUUGUCUUGUGGUGGUUGUAAAUCACAUUUGCUUUGUCUCAGAUUUUUACCAUUUUUCUUGUGUUUUGGAUUAUUUAGUAAACAAAAUAGUGGAGAAUUCACAAGGGAAUUUCUACAGCCUUAAUUUUUUUUUAUUUUUUUUUAAAUCAGUAUUUCCCUUGUUAGUUUUCCUCAAUUUCAGGUUUACUGAAUACAUGUUUUGUUGUGGGGGUUGACAUUGUAUUUGAAUUAUAAAUGAUCAUGUUUUGCAUACAGAAAAAGCACAGGAAACCAAGACCAAAUAAUAAUUUUUCUACACCGGUUUUGUGCCUUGUAACUCACAGUAUAUGUUUAAUGUGAUCAGGAGCUGUAUUUUUUUAUAUAAUUAAUAUAUUUUAUAUGUAAUCUGUGCUCUUAAUGUAAAAUUAGCUUGACAAUGCUGCAGUAUAUAUUGGUGCCAUAUAAGUAAUUGCAAUGUCGGCUUUUCCUAAGCCUCUUUCUGAUCAGUAAUCGACAAAAUUGUGCAUUUUAUUUGUUUUCUCUGCCAAGCGCAGAUUGGAUUUUAAGGGAUUUAUUUGAUUAAUAGUGAAAAAAAUGAGUUUGAUUUGGGCCACAAUAGUUUUCAAAUUCCUCUAUAUUUUAGCUUCACUAUUGUUUUACGGUUUGUACAUUUAUUUUCCAGUUUACCAGAAUUAAACAAACACUGCAGGCACCAUAACUGCUUCAAUUUAAUGAAGGGAUUAUGGUACCCAGAGCCUGUAGAGAUAGGGGCAUACCGUCUUUUUCCGAAAAUAAGACUGAUAUUCUCCCCCACUAGGGCUUAUUUUCGGGGGAUGUGUUAUUUUGGGGGGGAGGGAGGGGGGGGAAAUGGUAGCAAGCAUGUACCAUAAAGCAGGUCUACGUUUUGGGGAUUUUCCCCUGAACAUAGGCCAGUUCACUAACGCAUGGAAUCCCGCGAAUAUAUGUUCUGGGGAACUUCCCUGAACAUAGAUUAGCGAGCUAGCAACUAGGGCUUAUUUUUGGGGUAGGGUUUAUAUUACGAGCAUCAUAGCCAGACUGUUUAUUUACAGUUAACCUGGCAGGCUACAGCCCAUGCGGCACCGUAAACCAUAUUACUUCUUCCCAGUGAUUGGGACAGUGAUAAUCUGGUAUGGCGUAAAGUGAAGCACAGCUCUGCUAUUUAAUUGUUGGGGCUAGCCUGCAGGCUGCCAUGGCCAGGCAUUUCUGCUAAAUCAGUUAAAGUGGUUAUGGUGCCUACACUUGCUAUUAUUGCUUAUUGAAUAAAUCUGUUGGCUCAGUUAAAUUCCAUAUUUUUUACAUGUUUGAUUUUAUGCCCCUUUUUUUUUUUUCUUGCUGCUGACCAAACACAAAUGUCCCUCCAUGUCUGACUGUAUUUAUUGGAGUGCCAUUUCAUGCGUUAUCUAUGAAUAGCUGCAAUUCUGAUGUUUAAAUGUGUCGCUCUAAUUAUGCAACAUAUAUAUUUUCAUAUGGCCUGUAGUGAAUUGAGACAGGUUAAUAGUAUAAGGAGGCUGAUGUCUGUAAAGAACCACAUGUCUGCAUUAAUUCAUCUUAAAUGCAUGCUUUCUAUAUAUCAUUUAUAUUUCAUGUGUAAUUUACAAAAUAAAAAGUACUAGAACGGGAAAAUCCAGCUGUGUCACUUAACACGCUGUGGACUCUGGAGUGCAUGCAGAUCGUCAUGUGAGAUCCACCCCCCACAUAUGGAACGCUACAAAUGACCUAGCUGCAGUUUUAGAAUAUUUGUCAGUCCGGGCAUAGGAAUAGCCUGAUCCUUCCCAGGGGCUGUGACGCUGCCCAUCAGGGACCGACCGCUCUGCACUAGACCAUUUUAUGUUUAAUGUUAACCCUUUGAGAGCCACAGGUGUUCCCACCACAUUCACUGGCAUUGGGUGCGCACGUCUGGCCCCUAGAGGGUUACGUUUCCUGUUACCUUACUAUGCAGUACUCAUGUGAGUGAAUUGUACAGAUCACAGGGUUUAACAGUUUCUUUAUUUUUUUAUAAACUUUUUGAAUAUGUUUAUUUUUAUUUUUUUUCUACCUUGCUGUUUUUUGUGUCUGGUUUUUUCCACUAUGGGACGGGUGGAAAGUAUUUAAUUUUUCCAGUUAGAUUUGAACAGCUGUACUGGGGGGUUAGAGGAUUACUCUAUAGUCUUAGCCAUUCCCAGGUAGAGAUACUUUCCUUUGAUUUGAAGAUCAUUCUCUGUGAUGGGUUUGUUUGCUCAGUUCAUUCAUAGUCUAACGCCAGAAGUAUUAACUGUUCGAUAAUCUGCAGGUUAACCCCCUUAAGGACACAUGACAUGUGUGACAUGUCAUGAUUCCCUUUUAUUCCAGAAGUUUGGUCCUUAAGGGGUUUAAACGCGGAGUGUUAGAGCUCCAUCAAGCAGCACAGGGUACUUCCCACUGUGAACAAGGGAUUUAAAGGAUAACAAUACAUGCUGGUGUAUGGACACAAGCUUGACAUUCAGGAAAUGUUUUUUAUUUUGUCACCGACCCAUCCUGUUCUGCAGCAUAGCUUUUACUGACAGGUUUACUGCGUCAUGGACAAUCUGCCCCCCCCAAAGGAUUGUAAUGGUUAAUUUUUAUGAUGGUGUGUGGCUUUUAAUACAUUAUUUUGUAUGAUAAAUAUAAAUCUAUAAAAUCUCAUUUCCAAAUCCUUGAUACCUUGCUUUGUAAGAUUAUUUACAAUGAAAAUACUCUUGAAGUUCCAUAAUUGAUUCAUGAAAGGUUUGCGGUGUUAAAAGUAAACCUGUUUCAUUGAUUAAAUCCGUUUUAAAGUCA